Molecule: messenger RNA, 2261 nt
Organism: Teleopsis dalmanni
Lineage: Eukaryota; Metazoa; Arthropoda; Insecta; Diptera; Diopsidae
Product: spondin-1-like
Exons: 7
Coding region: 36-2222 (728 amino acids)
Biological process (GO): cell adhesion
Cellular component (GO): extracellular matrix
Molecular function (GO): serine-type endopeptidase inhibitor activity
Source: RefSeq, a predicted model, not a curated record
CAACAAAAGUGUAAACAUCUCAAAACGAGAUUAAGAUGAUUUUCAAGAACUUAGCAAUACUUUUAUUUGCAACAUUACUCAUACUCAUACUGAAACCCGCAAAAAUAUGGCCGCUAAUUUGUAGUAGAUAUCCGACACACAUCUAUAAACCAAAAUCACCAGUAGAUGAUCAUUUCACCUUAUCGAUCAGUGGCAACCCUCAAACAUAUGUUCUAGGACAGAGCUACAAUGUUUCGCUUACUGCCUUCGGUGGGCGUCGAUUUAUUCGAUUUUUAAUUGCAUUAGAAAAUGAAGAUGGCAAUGCAAAUCAAAAAGAGGAUUUAGGCUCUUUCUUAUUAACAGACACAGUGGAGACGCGGUAUCGACCGAAUUGUACAAACAUGGUUGAUAGUACAAAUAUGGGACCUAAAAUAAAUAUAAACUUUGCCUGGGUAGCACCUCAAGAAUCAGAUUCAGGUUGUAUACUUAUAAGAGCAACAGUAGUUCAGCAUCGAGAUAUAUGGUUUAUGGAUGAUGGUGGACUAACUAAACGUAUAUGUAAAGAAAUAGUAGAUGAAACUGAAAGCCAAAAUUCACUAUCUUCCAUGCAACCCUGUUGUGCAUGUGAUGAAGCACGCUAUGAAAUAACUUUCGAACGACUUUGGUCUCGCAAUUUACAUCCAAAAGAUUUUCCUACUAAUGUUUGGCUGACACAUUUUAGUGAUAUGUUAGGUGUCGCACAUUCAAAUGAUUAUCGUUUCUGGGAAUAUGGUGAGUUAGCAACACCAGCAAUGAAAGUAUUUGCUGAACACGGAUCAUCACGUUUACUUGAACGGGAAUUUCAUGAUAAUUAUAAAAUGGGGAAUAUACGAACUAUAAUAAAAGCACGUACACCAGCUUUUCCUAAUGUCAAUGGCCGAGCUACAGCUUCUAUUCGUGUUGAUUCCAAACAUCAUUUAAUAUCAAUGGUAUCCAAAAUCGAACCUUCACCUGAUUGGUUGGUAGGCAUAACUGGUGUUAAUCUUUGUUUGCCUAAUUGCACUUGGCUGUUGCAAAAUGUAAUAAACUUAUAUCCCACCGAUAUCGGUACGGAUGCUGGACCUUCUUAUCUGUCUCCAGAUCAACCACAAGUACCACCUGAUGUUAUCAAACGGUUAAGAUCUGACUAUCCUAAUGAUUCACGGUAUCCUUUCUAUAAUAAAGAUGGAUCUGCUAUGAAACCAAUGGCAAAACUGACAAUUAGCAGAAGACGUUUAUAUUAUAGAUUAUGUGAAAAUGAAGAAUCAAAUGACAAUGACGAAGCUUUAGAAUGCAAUACACACCCAUGGCAGGAUUGGAGUGAAUGCUCUAGUAAAUGCGGUGAAGGAACACAAUUUCGUACACGAGACUACAAAGAACCUGAAGUAGCCAAAAAAUUCAAUUGUUAUAAACAGAAUUAUGAGGAACGCUCUUGUUUUGAAAGUAAUUGUGAACAUAACAAUCAAAAUCUAGAUAAUAGCCAAGAAGAAAGUAAUGACGAAUGUCAACUGACAUCAUGGGGCCCAUGGUCACCAUGCAGUAAAACAUGUGGCGAAGGCGUUAUGACAAGUUAUAGGCAAUAUACUAAUCCAAUGAUUAAAACAAAAUGUCAGAAUAUGCAUUAUUCCCCAUUGUCUCAACAAAAGAAAUGCUUUGUUAGAGAAUGUGACGAAAGACAACAAACAAAUAAUAAGCUGAAUUAUAAUAGUUAUGAUUAUUCUGAAGAAAAUUCUCAAUUGAAUACUACUCAAACAAAGGACGAAUGGUAUGACGAAGAAGAUUAUGGCAGAGAUUACGCUCCCUAUGAAUACAGUAAACUUCGUUCAAAACCCAACAAUGAAGUCAGCGAAGAAAAAGAAAAAUGGAAGAAUGAGAAAGGCUUUGAAGUAGCUAAUCUUUAUAAAGGUAGUCCGAAAUCAUUUCUAAAACCCCUUCAACUAAACAGAAAUUUUAAUCGAUGUUUUAAACCAUUGAUUAAUUCUCCGUGUGCGUCGUCUCACUCAGUAAAAAAUUUUUGGUUCUUCAAUUUUUGUGAGAAUACGUGCAUGUUGUACACCACAGAUGAAUGUGAUUUCAAUGAAAAUAAAUUUACAUCAUUAGAGUUAUGUGAACGCAAUUGUUGGGAACCAAUUAAUAGUGUAUAUAAAUCGGUACUAAGAUUGAAACAGACGCGAAAUUGCUUAAUGGUGCCAAAUCAUCACAACAAAGCAUAUAAAAAUUACUGAUGUUUGCAUAUUUAUGCUUACAUAUAGUAAUAAUAUAUA